Messenger RNA from Aplysia californica (California sea hare), 5099 nucleotides. RefSeq names its product ribonuclease 3. The coding region runs from base 141 to 4727 and encodes 1528 amino acids. The record is from RefSeq and is a predicted model, not a curated record. The transcript is spliced from 18 exons. Gene Ontology annotation, molecular function: double-stranded RNA binding; ribonuclease III activity. Lineage: Eukaryota; Metazoa; Mollusca; Gastropoda; Aplysiida; Aplysiidae. Gene Ontology annotation, biological process: primary miRNA processing; regulation of gene expression; rRNA processing. Gene Ontology annotation, cellular component: nucleus.
UGCUGAUGGAGGAAGACGAAAAAUGACAGUGAUAGAAUUAUUAUCAUUUUUAUGGGUUUUCUUGAACUAGAAAUCAAGAGGUGUAUUGAUAAAUAAAGUAAUUUUGUGCCAGGUGAUUCAGUACAGUUGACCUGAUAAAUAUGAGGAACAACUCGCGCAGGACUGACCUGCCAAAUAACGCCAAUAAUGCUGCAAUGGGGCGAGGGGGCCUCCCGAACAAUCCUGCUCUACUUCAGCAACAGCAAUUCUUGCUUCAGCAGCGGGAGCAGUUCUUGCUUCGUCAACAAAUCAUACAAAGAGAGCAGCUCCAGCGUCAAAGAAUUCUCCGUCAGCAAGAACUUCUUUCUCAGCAGCAGCAGCAGCAGCAGGGACUUGGGGCUGCCAUCAGCCAACUGCAGCAGAAAACCCGAGAACAGCAACAGAUGCAAGGGCUUCAGCAAGGGCCCUGGCAACAGAACAUUCCUCCGUCUGUGAGACCGGGACUCGCGCCUGCAUCUGUGGCAGGGGCCCCCUCUCGGUUGCCGAUAAAUCCGCCACCACUGCAGGAUGUGAUAAAAAGGCCACCGGGCUUUGUGCCGCCUCCGUCUGCCACAAGGGAUAUUGUCGGCGGUGCGGGUGGUGGUACUGUGAUGGGGGCAUGGGGGAAUAAUAAUUCUGGGAGAUUCGUCACUCCCCAACAAGCUAAAGGUUUCGCUGGUGGCACUGUUGUUUCGGAGUCUAUGGUGAAGCCUCAUGUUGGUGGUUUUCCUCUGCCCCUGAACCCAUCUCAACAGACCGAGAUACCUCGGAGUAGCUCAGUGCCGAAUCUUCAAGGUGGUGCGACAAGCUACAAGAAUUUACAGCCCCAGGGAUCUCCUGCCAGCGAGAAAAUGGCUCUGGCCCAUGGGGGCUCCACUUUCAGGAAGCCGUCUCAAUUCUUUGAUAGUGCAGGUUCGAAUUCGAGGUCUAGUAGCAGUGACAGAUAUAGUGACAGAAACUCACAGAGGUCCGUGUCAUCAAGACGUUCGGAAUCCUCCGACAGGUUCAGUAACAGAAACGACCGAAAAGAUGGAAGAGGAUGGCAAGAUAGUCCUAGACAGAGAAAUUGUGACCCUGAUCAGUAUGGUCCAAAUGAUAGCUCAAGAUCUUCGAGGUAUUCUGAGUUUAAUCCCUCGCUCUCCUCAUCUCGUGAUGGAGGGAGGAGUGGAGGAAGAGAUUGGAGCAGCAGGAGUAGCAGCAGAGAAAGAUCAGCACAUGUCUUAGAUAGUGCACGUGGUGGUAGAGGUAGAGACUUUUCAAGGGUUAGUUCAUCCAGAGAUCGAGAGAAAGUACCGCACGGUGGACGGACACCUUCACCUGAACCUCGAUCAAUCAGUCGUGAGAGUUCUCGAGACCGAGAGAGUCUCCGGGACAGAGAGAGAUCGAGAGAUAGAGCCACACAUUCAUAUGGAGCAGACAGAAGCAGAAGCGAGCGGGGAUCGUCAGAGUAUAAUUCGUCGAGAAGGAGCCUGAGGAGUCCAAGGAAUAGAUCCCCGCGUGAUAUCACUAGAUCUCAGAGUCAGGGCCCGAGAGAUUCAUCAAGAGGUGUUUCUAGUAGCAGUGGCAGGCACAUGCAGGCAACGGCUGCUGACUUCAGGACCCGGGAUUCCUCACCGUCUGCUGGUAGCAGAAUGAGUAACGCAGAGACCACAGGUGCGGAUGAUCUUGUCGUGGAAGAGGAUGAGACGGUCAUUUACUUCACCCGCUCCUGUCCAGCUGAUCUGUACUUCACAAAGCAACCAGGUUCUGGAGAUACUCAGGCGUCGAGUCGGAUGAUUGAACUCGAGAACAGGUUCGAAGAAGAAGUUGUGCGUAGGGCGGAGCGUAUGAAAGCAUCCCAGCCCCAGGAGAAAGAAACCUCGUGCGAGUCGAAUAAACCACAUCACCACCAUCACCAUCACCAUCACCACUGCUCGGGGCACAAGUCCGGAUCGUCUUCAAGUGAAAGCUCAUCAGAUGAAGAUGAUGAUGAUGACGAUGAUGAUGAAGGGGCAAAUCAGAUAAUGGAAGAGUGGGAGAAGAGGAAGAAGCACCCCUACAGCCUGCACCCGGAGCUGUGGUUCAAUAUUAAAGGCCAGGCCAACGAUGGUCCACUGUGCCGCUGCAGCAUCAAGUCCCGCAAGUCUGGCAUCCGGCAUGACAUUUACCCCGGCGAGGAGCCACUUCCCGUGUGUGACCCUGAGAGCAACAACCUUGGCCAGCUGUGGCACUACCGUGUGACACUGUCGCCCUCCACAAACCUGCUGACGCGCGUCCCUACGCUCAUACAGCACGACGACCACGAGUACAUCUUCGAAGGCUUCUCCAUCUUCAGCCACAAACCCCUGGAGCACGUCCCCCCCUGCCGACUGCUGAGGUUCAACAUUGAGUACACGAUUCGCUUCUUACCGGAAGCGCCGCCGGAGAAUUUCACUGUUCGGAGUUUGAACCUCCUCGGGCAGUUUCUGUUUUCGGAGAUUUUGGAACUGAUCGAUAUGGACUGGUCGGGGCCGGGCGGCGGUUGUCAGAGGUUUCAUUUGUUGCCGCGAUUUUCACGCACUUUGCCGGAUUCAGGGUGCAAGGAGGUGCUCUCGAUGAACACGGUGCUGAGUUUUUUGCUGCGUUCAGCACGAAUGCUUGUGGAGGAGAAGAGAGUUGAGGAGCUGUUGAAUUGUGGGGACGAGCAGUGGCGGACGUUUGUGGACGAAGUCCGUGGGAUGAUUGUCACCAGCCCCGGCAUGCGCCCCAGCUCUCUCCGCAUUGACCAGCUGGACAGGAAGAUGACAGAGCCUUCGGUGCCGCCUUCCGACGAUCCAGAGUCCGCAUCUCAGGAGAAAGGAGCGGAAAAAGAGUCCAAACAGGAUCGCGAGGAGAAGCAGCGCUUUCCGUUGAUUAUCCAUCAGGGUUACCGUCCAGCCCAGUUGAGCUAUGCUGGGGACCCUGCCUACCGCAAGGCCUGGAAGCAGUAUGUGAAGUUCCGGCAUCUUCUGAACAGCAAGCCGAAGAUCUUAGCAGACGACAAACAGCGACUGAAGGAGCAGGAGGAGAGACUCCAAGAGAUACGGAUGAAGAAGACCAUGAAGAGAGAAGUCACAGUAGAGCUGAGCAGUCAAAACUUCCUGCUGACAGGGCUGCGAGCAGACGUGUGCCAACACGCACUCAUGAUGCCUGUUCUGAUGAGCCACCUUCGCUUUCACCUGUGCCUGGAUGUGCUGGAGAACACAUUGGACUACAAGUUUAUUGACCGCACUCUGCUACAGCUGUCCCUGACGCACACAUCCUACCGCACCAACUACGGCACCAACCCUGAUCACACCCGCAACUCCCUGACCAACUGCGGCAUGCGGCAGGUGGAGUACGGUGACCGGCGCGUCCACUACCAGAACACGCGCAAACGCGGCAUCUGCAUCUUAGUGGACAUCAUGUCCCGCAUGGGCAAACAGGAGGAGACUACCUCUGAAAUCCCCCAUAAUGAAAGGUUGGAGUUUCUGGGUGAUGCUGUCAUUGAGUUCUUGACCAGCGUCCAUCUGUUUUACAUGUUCCCGUGGCUGGAGGAAGGGGGGCUGACCACAUACCGAAUGGCCCUGGUUCAAAACCAACACUUGGCUUUGCUGGCAAAGAAGUUGAAGCUACAGGAGUUCAUGUUGUAUGUCCAUGGGCCAGACCUGUGCCACGAGUCGGACCUGCGUCAUGCCAUGGCCAACUGCUGUGAGGCCCUCAUGGGGGCCCUGUUUCUUGAUGGAGGCAUUGAUGUGGCUGACAAAAUUUUUUCGGGAACUCUCUUUGACGAUGAAGACGUUCUGUUGGGGACCUGGAAUGACCUUCCCCAGCACGUGCUGCAGCAGGAGGAGCCGGCCGGGGACAGACACUGGGUCAAGUCCAGCCCCAUCCUCAAGAAACUGGAGACUUUUGAGGAGGCUAUCGGUGUCAAAUUCACUCACAUUCGCCUGUUGGCCAAAGCAUUUACUCACAGAAAUAUUGGCGUGAAUCCUCUCACACAUGGUCAUAAUCAGCGUUUGGAGUUUCUUGGUGACACCGUACUCCAGCUCGUGGCUUCUGAGUACCUGUAUAAGCACUACCCGGAGCAUCAUGAGGGUCAUCUGAGUUUGCUGCGCAGUUCUUUGGUGAACUCUCGCACCCAGGGCCUGGUCUAUGAUGAUCUGGGCAUGUCGGAGUACGUUAUCUUUAACGAGAAUGCUGUAUCGGACGGCAUUGACAUGAAGACCAAGCAGAGGGCUGACAUUCUUGAGUCAUUUGUCGGCUCGCUGUUUGUGGACAAGGGCUUGGACUACUGCAGGACAUUCUGCAAUGUCUGCUUCUUCCCUCGUCUGAAGGACUUCAUUCUGAAUCAAGACUGGAAUGACCCCAAGUCUCAACUCCAGCAGUGUUGCCUCACCCUGAGAGAGGUGGGCGGGGGAGAGCCGGACAUUCCCAUCUACAAAGUGAUCGAGUCGAUCGGGCCGACCAACACCAGGAAGUACGUGGUGGCCGUCUACUUCCGAGGCAGCCGCCUGUCCACGGGCACCGGCCACAGUAUUCAGCAGGCAGAGAUGGCCGCCGCCACCAACGCCCUGAAGAAGCGAGCGGAGUUGUUCCCCAUUCUCCAGCACCAGCGACGUUUCUUGGAGCGCAUGAGAAAAGACGCUGGAGGCGAUCAGCCGCCAGAGAAGAAGCUGAGAAAAAAUCGCCCAAAUCAGCGUCGUCGAAAAGGGACUAAAAAGGGGACGUAAAGAUUUAUAACCCAUUUCACGAGGUUGACUGAGAGAAAGUGGUAAAAUUCAAAAGUUCAAGCAGUGGAUUCAGUAGAUUUUUCAGGAUGUAGUGAUACAGGUUUACUACUGAAGCGAAGAAAGAACAAUAUUUUGUGCACUGCUGGGAACAAGAUUUGAAUAUGUGCAGAAUGUAGCAUACAGGAUAUUGAUGUUGUUUAACAUGUAGCGGAAAGUGGUGCACAGACCCACUCACUGAGAAGAUGACACGGGUAUGUCAAGUUGUUUGGUUUCAUGCGAUGUUCCCAGGUUUAAUAUUUGUGAAGCAUUGUGGUGAAAUCAGGUGCUCGUCAAAAUGGUGAAAAUUGAAGAAACCGGCAUUUUCCCGCCUGU